Messenger RNA from Leucoraja erinaceus (little skate), 447 nucleotides. Its product is annotated as beta-galactosidase-like. Gene Ontology annotation, biological process: carbohydrate metabolic process. The transcript has 2 exons. Gene Ontology annotation, molecular function: beta-galactosidase activity. Lineage: Eukaryota; Metazoa; Chordata; Chondrichthyes; Rajiformes; Rajidae. The record is from RefSeq and is a predicted model, not a curated record. The annotation marks the transcript as partial. Gene Ontology annotation, cellular component: vacuole.
GGCCUGGUGGGCAACAUCUCACUGGGCACAACUGACCUACGUGACUGGCGCAUCUUCCCGCUGGCCAUUGACCGCCUCGUUGCCAGCGGUUGGCCGCACUCGGUGUGCGGAGAGCCGGCUCCCGGCCCCUCCCCCGAGCCCCAAACCCCACCCCCGGGGCCAACCUUCUAUUCCGGAACCUUCUCCUCGCCAGAGCCCCUGGACACCUUCAUCUGGCUGCAGGGGUGGAUCAAGGGCCAGGUGUGGAUGAACGGCUUUAACCUGGGUCGCUACUGGCCGGCGCGAGGUCCACAACAGACGCUGUACGUGCCGCGGAGCGUGCUGACCGCUGACCGGCCCAACGUGGUGACGGUGUUGGAGCUGGAGCAGGCACCGGCCGUGCCCACUGCCCAGCUGGUCGACCACGUCAUCAUAACCGCACAGAUAUAGACCCCGACAGGCUGCCUG